UCGCAGCGUAUUUCUCGAUUUUCUGGCAAGCUUCAAGCAAACAUCUUGAGCGAGCAACUAGUUUUCUCGAUCCAGUUUCCUUUCCUUGUAAGCAUGAAGAAGGCGACACUCUCAACUUGUGAAAGCUGCAGGGGAAGACUGACGCGCUCAAGAAGAUCAAAGGGGUCGAUAAGGUGGAAUCGGAGUCGUCAGGCCUGGUGGUGAUUGGAAAAUUUGAUGUGGACGACGUGCUAAAGGCGAUGGAUUGCCACCACAGUGUCCUUCGUUCCAUCGAGAACAAUUACGAGCCCCCCAAAAAGAAGGAAGAGCCGAUCUAGAAAGCUUUUCUACGAGCGAGUUUUGCAACGCUAUGUUAACUGCGUUUUCUCAGGUUGGAGAUGUUAAAGGUGGCAAAUGCUUUUUUGAUACUAUGCCUCAGUAUGACAUGGUGUCGUGGAACAACAUGCUUUUGGUCUAUGCUCAGAAUGGCCACAUUGGAAAAGCUCGGGAACUUUUUGAGAAGAUGGAGCACCGUGACCUGGUUUCAUGGACGUGCAUGGUAAGCGCGUAUGCUCAAGCUGGAAAUAUCAAAGAAGCCGAGUUCUUUUUCCAGAGAAUGCCUUUCACGAAUAUCGUGUCGUGGAACUCGAUGAUCUCGGCUUACAGCCAAAAGGGAAACUUUGAGAGAGUUGAGAAGAUGGUAGAAAAAAUGCCGCAGUCGAGUUUGUCGUCGUGGAACGCUGUUCUAGCUGCCAAUUUCGAUAGAGGAAAUCCGGAAAGAGCAAAACUAGUGUUUGACGAGAUGCCGGAGCACAGCUCCGUGGCUAUGAGCUCACUGAUUUGUGGAUAUGCGCAGUUUGGUUUCAUGGAUUUUGCACGGGAGGUUUUUGAGAGUGUUCCUCACAAAGAUCUACUGUCGUGGACGUCGAUUCUGAUCGCUUUCGCAAACCACGGAGAAGUGGAAGAAGCGAAGCAUUUGUUUGAAACAAUGCCACAGCGAGACAUCGUUGCUUGGAACGCAAUCCUGGUUAUGUAUGGUCAAAACGGUGAUUUAGAAAACGCAGCAAGGAUUUUCAGCGCGAUCUCGUUUCAUGGACCUCGAUUCUGA
Selaginella moellendorffii is the source of this 1087-nucleotide messenger RNA. Its product is annotated as pentatricopeptide repeat-containing protein At4g02750-like. Gene Ontology annotation, biological process: RNA modification. The record is from RefSeq and is a predicted model, not a curated record. Gene Ontology annotation, molecular function: RNA binding; protein binding. Bases 350 to 1087 code for a protein of 245 amino acids. NCBI's taxonomy places the organism in Eukaryota, Viridiplantae, Streptophyta, Lycopodiopsida, Selaginellales, Selaginellaceae. The transcript is spliced from 2 exons.